CUUGGAUUCCACCUCACCACUGCCUGUGCUGCUGUUGGAAAUCGAAUUAGGAACUGAGAGAAGAGGGGAGAAUAAAUCAAAAUAGGCGCCUGAGCCGUGGUCGAACAUCUCAUUAACCUCAUCACCCCAUCACAACUCGUCAUCUCCAUCAUACUUUAUCGUUCUUUCGGAAUUAUGCGGUGGACAACGCAUCUUCUUCCUUUGUUGCUGGGGGCGAUCCUCCCCUCGCAGGCACAAGAUGGGACGCUCGCCCUUACCAAUUCGGCCUUCACUCUCGAGGGGACUUUGACCAGCGACGGCGAAGUGACGAUACCCACCGGCGAAUAUCAGACCUACUCUUCGACCAUCACGCUGUCAAACGACGGGGACCUCACUUCUGCCACCGUAACCGGCUCCGGCUCCAGCAUGGGUGUCGAAUCUGCGACCGGCAAUGCCUCCUCCAGCUAUACGACCACAUCGGAUUCCGUGACAAUGCUCGUCGGGGGGAUGCACACCACAGUCCUGGGUAAUGCAUCGGCCAGUGCGACAAAUGCGACUUCCCGGCCGACCUCCACACCCGUCGUUAAUACCCAGCCUUGCAAUGGCUAUCCGGAGUUUUGCGCGAAGAAAUACUCCAACGUCACCAUGGUGGCCGCUCAUAACAGUCCGUUUGUGAAGCAGGGUAACGUGGCUGCCAAUCAAGUUCUGGAUGUGACAACCCAGUUGAACGAUGGCAUUCGGAUGUUGCAAUUCCAAACCCACCUGGUCAACGACACCAUGUAUCUCUGCCAUAGCAGCUGCGACCUGCUCAACAUGGGGCCUCUCGAGGAUUAUCUUGUUACAGUCACAGAAUGGAUAAAGACGCACCCGUACGAUGUGGUUACUAUCCUUAUGGGCAACAGCGACUACGUUUCACCAAAGUACUUCACCAAGCCCGUUGAAAACUCCGGCCUGAAGGAUUUGGUCUACACGCCUCCCAAGAUCCCCAUGGCGUUGGACGACUGGCCAUCCAUGUCGAGCAUGAUUCUGUCCGGCAAGCGGGCGGUCAUGUUCUUGGACUACCAGGCCAACCAGACUGCGGACCCGUGGCUCAUGGACGAGUUCUCCCAGGUGUGGGAGACUCCAUUCUCGCCUACAGACAGAGAGUUCCCUUGCACAACCCAGCGUCCCCCGGAUCUGGCGCCGCAGGAUGCCAACAACCGUUUGUACAUCGCCAACCACAACCUCAACUUGGAGUUCAACUUUGGUUCUCUCAACCUGUUGAUCCCCAAUACCGCAUUGUUGAACGAGACCAAUGCUGUUUCUGGAUAUGGAAGUCUUGGUCGCAUGGCGGACAACUGCACUACAAACUGGAACCGCCCACCGAACUUCCUGCUGGUUGACUACUACAACUACGGCAACUUCAACGGCUCAGUCUUUGAAGUGGCUGCCGAGAUGAACAACGUGACGUAUAACGGUCAAUGCUGCGGCACGACAUCAGCAGCGUCGAAUCUGGCCGGUCUGAACAUGAUGGCCAUGCUCCUCGUUAUCGCAGGAGUCCAGAUGUUCACCCACUACCUUUGAUUCUUUUUGACUUAUUUUCGUUCAAGAUAUCUUUUUUUGUUUACAAAGGAUGUAAUGGAGUUGGGACUUUGCUUUAUUUUUGUGAUCUAUGAGGGAUGAUUGCAUUGUACAGAGCAUUUCAAGUAUAUAGCACUCGUACAUAGGGUUGAAUUGAUACCACGUUGAUAAACACCUAAGG
Messenger RNA from Aspergillus glaucus CBS 516.65, 1720 nucleotides. Its product is annotated as PI-PLC domain-containing protein. Gene Ontology annotation, biological process: lipid metabolic process. The record is from RefSeq and is a predicted model, not a curated record. Gene Ontology annotation, molecular function: phosphoric diester hydrolase activity. The coding region runs from base 175 to 1542 and encodes 455 amino acids. The transcript is spliced from 4 exons. NCBI's taxonomy places the organism in Eukaryota, Fungi, Ascomycota, Eurotiomycetes, Eurotiales, Aspergillaceae.